Molecule: messenger RNA, 927 nt
Organism: Zymoseptoria tritici IPO323
Lineage: Eukaryota; Fungi; Ascomycota; Dothideomycetes; Mycosphaerellales; Mycosphaerellaceae
Exons: 2
Coding region: 70-927 (285 amino acids)
Molecular function (GO): oxidoreductase activity
Source: RefSeq, a predicted model, not a curated record
AUCUCAGACAUUGAACUGCGUUUACUACCUCUCCUCCAUCUCCCGUCAAUCGCCGGUCAUCCAUCCAAGAUGUCUUCAAAACUCACCUUACAGUCGACGGUCUCGCUCAGCUCUGGCACCAAUCUUCCUCGCCUCGGGUUCGGAGUCUGGGAUAGCCCAAAGCACCUCACCGUGCAGUCCUGUCUGGAAGCUCUCAAAGUCGGCUACCGCCACAUCGACGGCGCCCAAGUCUACGGAAACGAAGCAGAAGUCGGACAAGCCGUGAAGCAGUCCUCCGUCAAUCGCAGCGAAGUGUUCAUCACGAGCAAGGUCCUCGCUCCCAAGGACUCCGACGAGGAGACGUACAAGCAAUGUCUGCAGAGCGUGAUCGACAUCGCUGGUGAAGACGGCUAUCUUGAUCUUUUCUUGAUCCACAAUGGCCAAGCCCAGGGAGCGAAGAACAUCAAGCCGUUGUGGCAGGCGAUGGAGAAGUUGCACCAGGAGGGAAAGUUCAAGGCAAUCGGCAUGAGCAACACUGGUGUUGGGCUGUUGGAGGGAAUGAAGGCUUAUGCAAAGGUCUUGCCGGCAGUGAAUCAGCUUGAGCUGCAUCCUUGGUGCCAGCAGAGAGAAGUGGUGGAAUACUGCAAGAAGAACGGCAUCGCAGUAGAAGCGUAUUGCCCUCUGGUGCGCAAUCAAAAGGCGGAACAUCCCACGCUCAAGGGCAUUGCCGAUAAGCACAGCAAGUCGACCGCACAGAUCCUGCUUCGCUACAGUCUACAGAAGGGAUGGGUGCCACUUCCGAAGAGCGACAACCCAGGUCGCAUUGCGUCAAACGCAGACCUUUACGGCUUUGAACUUGGUGAUGAUGACAUGAAGGCGUUGGACGGUCUGGAUCAGGCGGGUGAGGGAGCAUUGGUCCUGGCGGUGGACAACGAGAAGAAGGAGUAG